Messenger RNA from Amblyraja radiata (thorny skate), 3245 nucleotides. Its product is annotated as prominin-2. The record is from RefSeq and is a predicted model, not a curated record. Lineage: Eukaryota; Metazoa; Chordata; Chondrichthyes; Rajiformes; Rajidae. The coding region runs from base 151 to 2661 and encodes 836 amino acids. The transcript has 26 exons. Gene Ontology annotation, cellular component: prominosome; cell surface; cilium. Gene Ontology annotation, molecular function: cholesterol binding.
CCCCCCCCCCCCCCCUCCCCGCAUCAGUCUUUCUCAACUCCUUUUCGAGCCAAGAAGUCAUUUUAACAGAAGUCCGGGGAGAACGGCCAGACUGUGGAUCGAGGGCCUCAGAACUUCAACCAGGUCCGAGCUGAAAGGGAAGAGUAACCCAUGGAGCUGCGCAUAGGAAGAAUGGAUUUCCUCCUUGUCCUGGCUGGGAUUGUCCUCAUCACUCACCCCAUUGAGGCUCAGAAUUGUACAGCAGAAGGCCUUCAGUUCCAGGAUCUGCCCCAGCAUAACUUCAGCAGGCUGGAUGGUGAUGCUGGUUCACUCGAGCCCUUGUACAACAUGGUCAACCUGUACCUGGAUGCUGUGCAGCCCAAUGACUUCCCAACAGAUAUUAUUCAGAACGCAUUGAACAAUCCCAACUACAUCAAUGAGAAUGUCCAGGAGGUUGUGCGCUAUCAGGCGGGGUACCUGGUCAGCUUCAUCAUCGGUGUGCUGUUCUUCAUCUUCAUGCCCCUGGUGGGCUUCAUCUUCUGCUGUUGCCGCUGCUGCGGGAAAUGUGGAGGGGAGGUGAAGGAGCGGAGAAAGUCAACAGAUUGUCACCGUAACACCCUGGCCAUCUUCCUGCUCAUGACCACCAUCAUCAUACUGGCUGGAGUUGCCUGUGCGUUUACGGCCAACCAAAGGGUGACGGGGGCCAUGGAGCCAAGCCUCGCUGCCUUCAGGGAGAUGCUCGCCGAUGUCAACGCUUAUAUCACCAACAUCCUUGGGGCCAAGACCAAACUUCUUGCACAGUUUUCAGUGCCAAAAGUCAAAGUGUUCUCAGAUCUUGACCGUGUAAGCGGGACCCUUGGUUUCACGGUCAUGGAUGCCCUGGGGCCGAUAGUUAGCCCCGUGCUGGCCAUGGUGUCUGCACGGAUCGCAGACGUCGAAACCGUGAAGGCCCACCUGAUGAACAUCAGUGCUGCCAAUGUCUCUCUGGCUCAGGCACAGUCACAGCUGGCAGCUGAGCUGAGCACCGUAAAGGCCGAGAUCAUCUCCACGCUGAUUAACCCAAACUGUGUGGGCUGUGGCUCUGCUGUGGGACAAGCCAAUAACCUGCAGGCUGACUUCACCUUCAGCCUGACUCCAGAUGUCCAAGUGGCGUUCAACAAAGUCAUGAGUCUCUCCUCAGCCUCGCUGACCAACUCUGUGCAACAGGCCAAUCAAAACUUUAACGACAUUCCUGGGAGGGUGACCAGUCAAACCUCGCAGAUAUUCACAGAUCUCAAGCGAGUUAUAAAUGACAUUGAAAGAAACCUGAACUCCAACCUGAAGGUCCAAUUUCCAGAUACCCUUCAGAACGUGGACACCUUUGUUAACUCCCCAGAGAUAGCGGAAGUCUCCGCUCAGGUGAAGCAGUACGACUACUACAGGUGGGUCGUCAGCAUCGUCCUCUGUUGCAUCAUUCUCUUAAUCAUCGCAUGCAAUGCAAUGGGGCUGGGCCUGGGAACUGCAGGAAUCGCAACCAGGGAGGACGCCUACGGGAGCAAUGCAUGUUCACAGUCCGGAGCUAACUUCCUGAUGGCGGGCGUGGGAUUCAGCUUUAUCUUCUCCCCGCUGCUCAUUCUCCUGGUGUUUGUCACCUUCUACGUUGGAGGGAACGCUCGGACGUUGGGCUGUAAACCGUGGGAGAGCGGAGAAAUCUACCAGGUGAUUGAUGAGCUGGCUGGACAGAACCUCGUGUACGACCUCUCCAACUUCUUCAACUCGUCAGUCAGCUACUCCUCUCUCUACAGGCAUUGUGAAGAAGGCAAGUCACUGCUGCCCCUCCUACCAAACAGCCAGAUUGCUGACCUGGAGAAGUUUCUGGACGUGAACACCUAUUCUGGAGACAUUAUACAGAACAUAAACCAGCUGAAUGUGGAUUUAAGCAGUGUUGUGUUACUGGACAGCGCCUCCAGGAGAGAGCUGAUGGCCUUUGAAAGCAACAUCAUUGAAGUAGCCAGCUACACCAGUCUCAUUGGCACAGAAAAUCUUCAGAAUCUGACAGAUAAUCUCUUGAGUCUGGCUGUCGGCCUGGAUACUUUAGCACAAAACCCGAGCAACCUGGCAAUCGCAGCUGCCUUGACUGGACAUGCAGCGAGUCUGCGCCUAAUUAACGGAACAUCUCUGGAAGUAGUGCGGCAGAACUUGGCACGAUUGAACGGGACCUUCCAGGAUUUGGCAGCGUUUGCUCCCAUUGUCCAGAGUCGCAUCAACAACACCAUCCAGAACAUUGAUGUGGCCCAGGCUCAGAUCAUCCCCACCACCAGAAAUCUUAUUAAAAAUGUGAGUGAAUGCCUCACCACCAGGCAGUUGGAAUACUUCAGGCAGUAUCUGCAGUGGGUCCGAGCCAUGAUUAUGGACAACCUGUUCUCCUGCCAACCGGCGGUGAUCCUGAUCGACAACAUCCGCGUCAUCUCGUGCGACAACAUCAUUGAUCCCUGGAAUGCCUUCUGGUUCUGCCUGGGCUGGUGCACCCUGUUCCUCAUCCCCAGCAUCAUCUUCGCAGUGAAGACUGCCAAGCAGUACCGUACUAUCCAGAAUGAAAUCGGCAGCCCAGCGUUGUCGGAAAUGAUGCAGUUUAAAUUUCCUCGAGUUGAGAAUUCGCACGGGCUCACAUUGCCCAGUGGUGCGACUGCUCCUACACACUGACCGAUGGCCGGACGGUCACCAGUGAUUGUGCUUCGCCUAUACUCACUCCAUUGUCCAUCCACUCCAGUGGCCGGCUGCUUCUGUGUCCUGUACCCCACUAUGACAUGUGUUGGCACAUGCAGCCUCUCCAAGCCCAGGACACACACACACACACACACACACGUGUAGGUACAUGUGCCCCAAUACCGGCCUGCAACUUACAGACUUAAAGCACAGAAACAGGCCCUUCGGCCCGCCAAGUCCAUGCCAACCCAUUUGGUCCCAUCUAUCGGCAUUUGUCCCAUUGCUUAGCUUCGGUGAUUCAAAUGCUUGUCAAAUUGCUUCGUAAAUAACACAGGACCAGCUCACUCCCCUUGAUCAAUAUUUCCCUCUCUCUACCUCCUGCCUCUCCUGUUAAACCUACGCCCUCUUGCCCAUCAGACCCGACCAUUGCUAAAAGAUUCUUACCAUUACCAGCCUGCACCCCAGCGAUAUGAACAUUGACUUCUCUUACUUCAAAUAGCCCUUGCUUUCCCUCUCUCUCCAUCCCCUCCCCCGUUCCCAGUUCUCCCACUAGUCUUACUGUCUCCGACUACAUUCUAUCU